This is a messenger RNA of Miscanthus lutarioriparius, 1467 nucleotides long. The record is from the annotation of a GenBank genome assembly. Lineage: Eukaryota; Viridiplantae; Streptophyta; Magnoliopsida; Poales; Poaceae.
AUGUCGUCUUCCUGCAUACCAACCGGCCUGCGGCUGGACCUGGACAUGGUGAAGGCGGCGGCGUCACCGGGCGCGCACUCGUCGCCGCUGCGCCCGGUGCACUCGUCGCCGUCGUCGACGCUGUCGGAGGCGUCCAACGCCUCGUCGUCGGCGACGUCGGUGUCGCUGAAGCGGGCGCGCGCGCCGCGGAAGCGGCCGAACCAGGCGUACAACGAGGCCGCCGCGCUGCUGGCGUCCAUCCACCCCUCCGUCUUCCCCGUCAAGAAGAGCCCCAAGACGGGGCCGCCGCGCCCGCCGUCGCGGCAGCUCUCCGGACUCGCGGCAGCGUUCGACGCCUCCUCCGAUCUCCUCCCGCCGCUCCCCGUGCUCGCGGACUCCGCAUUCCUGCUCCGGGACAUGCCCGCGCCGUCGCCGUCGCCGCAGCCACAGCCGCAGAGCCCGUCCGGCGGCAAGAACUGCUCAUCGCCGGCCCCUGUGAGCAGCGCCUUCCGGGACUUCCGCGACCCGGCGCCGUCACCGGCGAGCCCCGACACGGUCGACGUGGACGAACUUGGUGAGAUCGACUUCGACGACGACGGCUUCGACGCCGAAUCCAUUCUCGACGUCGACGAGGCCGCCGCCGGCGCCGCGGCCGAGGGCCUCGACGGCAUCAUGGGCAGCCUCACCGUCGAGAGCAACAACACCGCCACCACGUCCGAUGACUCCAUCCUGUCCAGCUCCGGCAUACACCCUUACCUCAGGAGCCUCAUGGUGGUCGGCCUCGCCGGCAGGUUCGAGCUCGGCCUCGGAUUCCGGCACGGUGCUCGGCCCAACCUCAACCGCGCACUGAAGCGGCGGGACGACGACGGCGCCUGGUGGAUGUGGCCGGCAGUGCCGGUAAAGGACUUGACGAUUGCACCACCGACACCGCCAGCACCGCCGGCGUCGAACGCCGCAAUGCCACAGGCCGCCGCCGCGCCAGAGAAGAAGAAAAGCAAGAAGAAGAAGGUGGUGAAGGUGGAGAAGAUCAUGGCGAAGAGAAAGGAGGUGCUUCCCAACGCGAAAUGCAAGGAGGAGGAAGCUGACGCCUCUAUUGAUGCCGCUAAUGGCGACGGUGACGCUGACAGUACGCCGACGAAGGCGCCAAAGACCGGGUUGGGGCUGAAGCUGGACGCCGACGAGGUGCUCAAGGCGUGGUCCGACAAAGGGUCCAUGUUUGCCGAGGGCAGCGGGCCGGAGUCGCCGACAUCGGCCGCCGAAGUGCGGGCUAAGCUUGCAGACAUCGACCUGUUUCCGGAGAAUGGAGCUGGUGGUGGCAUCAGGGAAGCCAGUGUGCUGCGGUACAAGGAGAAGAGGCGCACCCGGCUCUUCUCCAAGAAGAUCCGGUACCAAGUGCGCAAGGUGAACGCCGACUGCCGGCCUCGGAUGAAGGGAAGGUUUGUUAGGAGCCCAUCUCUUCUUCAACAAGCCCUGGAGGAAGAGAGCUAG